CGACGAUAAUACAUACUCUGUUUCUGGGUCUUUUCAUACUCCUUUGCCCAUCUGCAACUUCCCCCGCCCAACUCUAAGGACAAAGCGCAAUAAUGUCCGGCGCGGGGAAUCUUUUCCGCUCCGAGGAGAUGUCGCUCAUCAAGCUGUACAUCCCUCUGGAAAUUGCGCAACCGACGGUCUCUGAGCUUGGUGAACUUGGCCAGAUUCAAUUCCGCGAUUUGAACCCAAAUGUCAAUGCUUUCCAAAGAGCGUUUGUCAAUGAAAUUCGACGUUUGGAUGAGAUGGAGCGGAAGUUACGCUUCCUUGAAGGGCAAAUACGCAAAGCAGAGGUCAUCUCUCGACCCCUCGACAGCAGCAUGUACUAUGGUCGAUCUAGGACACAACAAGAAAUCGACGAGUUGGAGGAGCGUUUGAACGAGCACGAGGGCCGUGUACAGCAAAUGAACACAUCUCUCGAGACUCUCAACAAGCGAUACCUUGAAUUGACGGAGCUCCGUCAUGUUUUGCGGGAGACGGCCAUGUUCUUUGAUGAGGCCACAUCGCGCACCGACGAUAUUCUCGGCAAUGCUCAUAGAGAGGACACAGAGCUGCUGUCUCCAGCGGGAGUGAUGGAAAAUGCUGACGACGGAGAAGCCGCGGAGCGUGGUGAGGGAGCUCUUCGCUCAGCAAACCUGGGUUUCGUCGCUGGUGUCAUCUCUCGUGGCCGUAUGGGUACCUUCGAGCGCAUUCUUUUCCGAGCUCUCCGUGGAAACUUGUACAUGAACUACGCGGAGAUUGAUGAGCCAAUCACGGACCCUAUUACGGACGAGAUUGUGCAGAAAAACGUUUUUAUCAUCUUCGCGCAUGGCAAGCAGCUCCUUGCGAAGAUCAAAAAGAUUUGCGAGAGUAUGGGAGCCACUGUGUAUCCGGUGGAUGAACGCUCUGAAAAGCGCCGUGAUGAUGCUCAGGAAGUUCUCGGACGGUUAGAGGAUCUCAAGCAUGUGUUGGACAACACUCGGAACCAGCGCAGAAUCGAACUGGUAAAGGUCGCUGAAAACCUGGAGUCUUGGUCCACAGUGGUGAAGAAGGAAAAGGCGAUUUACCACACCAUGAAUCAAUUCAACUACGACCAAAACCGCAAGGCUUUGAUCGCUGAGGGCUGGUGCCCAACCUUGUCGCUCAAUGCCGUGCACUACGCUCUGCGAGGAGUAACGGAACGCACGGGCUCCACCAUUCCACCUAUUUUGGACGAGCUUCGCACUCGCCUGGAUCCUCCGACAUUUCAUCGAACAAACAAGUUCACAAACGCUUUCCAGGAGAUCAUUGACGCGUACGGAGUGGCGGCCUACCGCGAGGUCAAUCCUGGACUAUUCACUGUGACGACGUUCCCCUUCUUGUUCGCCGUCAUGUUCGGUGAUUUCGGACACGGAAUCCUCGUCACCGCCUUCGCAGCCUGGAUGGUAGCGAAGGAGCGUGAACUUGAGAAGAAGAAAUGGGGAGAAAUUUGGGCUAUGUUCUUUGGAGGCCGUUACAUGAUUCUGCUCAUGGGAAUCUUCUCGAUCUACACGGGGUUGAUUUACAACGAUAUCUUUUCGAAGGCCAUGACUUUGUUCAGCUCUGGCUGGGAGUUCGAACACAAUGUGCAUACCGGAAAGUGGCAUGGAGUCAAAAGAUGGACCUACCCGAUUGGUGUUGACCCUGCUUGGCACGGUUCGGAGAACUCUCUCCUCUUCACCAACUCCUACAAAAUGAAGAUGGCGAUUAUUUUUGGUGUGUUACAUAUGUCAACCGCCAUCUGCCUCAACGUUUGCAACUACGUCCACUUCAACAACCGGUCCAGCAUCUACCUUGAGUUCAUCCCUCAGCUCACAUUCUUGCUCAGCAUCUUCGGGUAUCUCGUCAUCCUCAUCAUCUACAAAUGGGCCACUGUCUGGCCUGGAGGCGACGCGCCUGGGCUGCUGAACACCCUGAUCUACAUGUUCCUCUCGCCUGGUAGUGUCAGCGAACGAGAUAAGCUAUUCAAUGGGCAGGCUGGUCUUCAAAGCUUCCUGCUACUCGUUGCGUUCGUGUGCGUCCCGGUGAUGCUGUUUGGAAAGCCUUACUACUUGAAGAAAGAGCACGAGAAACGUGGCGGCCUAGGCUACGCCGGCCUUCUUGAAGACCAUGGAGCCGACCCAAAUGCGGCGGGUUUUGCCGCCGGACCCGGCGACACACGGCCGUCUGAAGACAACAGCGGCAGCAGCUCUGGACAUACCGAGAUGUCUGCGGAGGGCCACGGACAUGGCCAUGGGGAGGAGUUCGACUUCAGCGAAGUCAUGAUCCACCAGGGCAUUCACACCAUCGAAUUCUGCUUGGGAGCGAUUUCCAACACUGCCUCAUACCUCCGUUUGUGGGCUCUAUCUCUCGCUCACGCCCAAUUGUCCGAAGUGCUAUGGACCAUGAUUCUCGGAAAUGCGUUUAAAAUGAAAGGCGGCAUGCUUCCCAUCGCCUUGUUCAUCGGGUUUGCGUUCUGGUUCAGUCUCACGGUUGCAAUCUUGAUCAUCAUGGAGGGCCUGUCAGCUUUCCUCCAUGCCCUCCGUUUGCACUGGGUCGAGUUCAAUAACAAGUUCUAUGCGGGAACGGGCAAGAAGUUCAUGCCUUUCGCCUUCAAGACCAUUCUCGAGGACACGGAGGAAUAAACUUGAGUUUCAGAUUAUUGCGAGCUUUUGUUUUCGAUGAAUGUACGGAUGUACACCGUUGUCACCAUCGUUUCAUUUGAAGCUCUGAACUUUGUGCGAAAUGGGUAUCCCUGCUGUAAGAAGUGCAUGUGCAUUGGGGCAUGAGCUGCUGGAAAGUGCCUCCUCUCAUGGUUCAGCCCCUGAUCCGUCUG
Molecule: messenger RNA, 2848 nt
Organism: Fimicolochytrium jonesii
Lineage: Eukaryota; Fungi; Chytridiomycota; Chytridiomycetes; Spizellomycetales; Powellomycetaceae
Product: V-type ATPase, V0 complex, 116kDa subunit family
Exons: 15
Coding region: 93-2657 (854 amino acids)
Biological process (GO): proton transmembrane transport; vacuolar acidification
Cellular component (GO): vacuolar proton-transporting V-type ATPase, V0 domain; fungal-type vacuole membrane; vacuolar proton-transporting V-type ATPase complex
Molecular function (GO): ATPase binding; proton-transporting ATPase activity, rotational mechanism
Source: RefSeq, a predicted model, not a curated record